Messenger RNA from Fraxinus pennsylvanica, 2274 nucleotides. Lineage: Eukaryota; Viridiplantae; Streptophyta; Magnoliopsida; Lamiales; Oleaceae. The record is from the annotation of a GenBank genome assembly.
AUGGCUGUUUCUGGUUCUUUGCAACUGCCCCUUCAAUUGGGAAUUUGCAAGAACCACGAACGCAGCAAAAUAUUUCAGAAUGCAACAGGAGAAGGCAAAUUAUGUUUCUUGGACACUAAUCUAUCAACAUUUUCACUGAGACAGAAUUCUUGGAGUGCACAUUUUUCGAAGACUAGGCACAAACGAGUGUACACUGUCCCGUAUAGAUAUCAUCAGUUCAAAUGUCGCUCUUUUAUAAAACCAGGCCCCUCGUGGGAUGCUACCUAUGUAAAGAAUGCCACUCUAACUUUAGCAAGAUCAUUUCAUCCUUUGCAAGGAAGUCCUCUCGUUAUCAAAUUGGCUUCAGCAGUUGGUAUCAUUGUUUUUGCAGUAUGGGGACUUGGCCCAAUUGUGCGUCAAAGCAGAAACUUAUUGCUUCAUAAGAGUGAUAGUAGUUGGAAAAGGAGUAGGUCAUAUCAUGUUAUGACAUCUUACGUUCAGCCUUUGCUGCUAUGGACUGGAGCAAUCUUCAUCUGCAGAGCAUUGGAUCCAAUGGUUCUUCCAACAGAAGCUAGUCAAGUUGUUAAGCAGCGUCUCCUUAAUUUUGUCAGAUCCUUGUCAACAGUUUUGGCUUUUGCUUAUUGCUUAUCAAGUGUAAUUCAACAAGCACAGAAAUUCUUCAUGGAGACAAAUGGCCCUGCUGAUACUAGAAAUAUGGGCUUCCAGUUUGCAGGCAGAACUGUAUACACUGCAGUAUGGGUUGCAGCUGUAUCAUUGUUUAUGGAGUUGUUGGGUUUCUCAACCCAAAAAUGGCUCACUGCAGGAGGGCUCGGGACAGUCUUGCUGACACUUGCUGGACGUGAGAUAUUCACCAAUUUCCUUUCAAGUGCAAUGAUUCAUGCAACCCGGCCAUUUGUUGUGAAUGAAUGGAUUCAGACUAAGAUUGAAGGCUAUGAAGUUUCUGGGACAGUUGAGCAUGUGGGAUGGUGGUCACCAACAAUUGUAAGAGGUGAAGAUCGCGAAGCUGUUCACAUUCCAAACCACAAGUUUACCAUGAACGUUGUGAGAAAUCUCACUCAAAAAACUCACUGGCGUAUUAAAACCCACCUAGCCAUCAGUCACUUGGAUGUCAACAAAAUUAAUAACAUUGUCGCCGAUAUGCGCAAGGUUCUGGCUAAGAAUCCUCAAGUUGAACAACAGAAGUUGCAUAGAAGAGUAUUUCUGGAUAAUAUCAAUUCUGAAAAUCAGGCCCUUUUGAUCUUGGUGUCCUGCUUCGUGAAGACCUCACAUUUUGAAGAAUACCUUUGUGUUAAGGAAGCUAUACUUCUGGACCUUCUCAGAGUAAUUCGGCAUCACCGUGCUCGAUUAGCCACUCCCAUUCGUACUGUUCAGAAAAUAUAUAGUGAUGCAGACUUGGAAAAUAAACCAUAUGCAGAUUCUAUUUAUAACCAUGAAGCAGCUUCAAACCGUCCAUUGCUAUUGAUUGAGCCCUCCUAUAAAAUUAAUGGGGAAGAGAGGACAAAGACUCAAGCUCGUCAAGUGCGUGUGAAUGGUGAGGAAGACAGCAAGGCUGUGGCACGGUCAACACCUGAUAACAUGGUGGAUGGUAGAGGUGAAACAAGUUCAAGUCUUGAUACUAAAUCUAAAGAAACAGUGUCUACCGACUCUAAGGCUAAAGAGAUAAUGACGUCGGAUAGGAAGCCUGGUGCCGAGGUUGGACAAGUGCCGAAAGCUGAAACGAAGGACCAAAAGGUUGCAGCGAGCCCUUUGUCUGAUCCCAAGGUCAAUAAUAAUGCAACAGCAAAAUCAGCAUCAAAAUCUGUCUCUAGGACUGAUUCUACAUCCAGUUCUAACUCCAAAAGUUCAGCUGGUUCGGCACAGAACACCUCUAAUAGCAAGAACCCUAAAAAGAUAGGCCAAGGAAGUUCUCGUUUGCACAGUUCAGUUGACAAUGCCGCAGACUCCUUGACAGAGUCUGGAGGCGAUAGAUCAGACCCUGUUUCUGGUAAUACUCUAAAACAGGAAGACGUGAGACAACCGCCAGUUGUACAGCCUCCUGGAACAAAACCUGCUUUGGAAGAGAAUAUUGUUCUCGGCGUCGCUUUGGAGGGCUCAAAGAGAACCCUGCCCAUUGAAGAGGAGAUUGCACCGUCACCAAAUCCUGAGGAUGUGAAGGAAUUUGCUGCUUUACGUAGAGGUAAUGGUCCUCCAGUGGCUGAGAAGGGUAAAAAUGACAUCAAGCGUUCAAACGUCUCAGGCUCAACAACUGGCGACCAGUCAGAUCAGCGAGACUAA